AUGACGGCGUCGUCUGAGGGUGCCUUCUUCCGGGCAGCGCAGCAGGCCGUGUCAUCGUGGACGAGCGAGGCCGCAAAGACAUUCACAUCUGCAACCGCAAAUGCAUCGAACGGUGGCGGUGAUGGUGCUGGUGAUGGUGGGGAUAGCGAUGACACAGACGUGGACGCGGAGGAUGAGGGCCAGCUGGUUGUGCCCGGUCUGGACGCAUUCACGCAGAUGAUGACGACAGCAUCGCGGGUGCAGGCGGAGGCGGCGGAGGAGCAAAGACGACUCAUGGACGAGCCACAGCCAUACAUCAUCGACCUAGAUCGCACGGAUUUCGUCGUUGGUGCUCGCAAGGCGGAUUACUUCCGCGUGCAACAGCUGUGGGAGAUGAGCACAUCUCAUACAGACUACUGGCGCAGCAAGGCCGUUGUCAACUUCAUUUUCCGCGUGCUUGCAGGCACGGUUGAGAAGCCCGAAUCGCCCCUCUCGCCACCGCCCUCUCCAACAACAAUGGAUGAACAGCCGGACGAACAGCAACAGCAGCAAGAGCGAGAAGCGACGGAGGAGGAGAAGAGGCGUGCACGGCAACAACACGGAGCAGACGCAACAAGUGGUGACGGUGAUAUGAUGAGCGAGGAGGAGGAAGCAGAGUCGUUUGAGCACGACGACGCCGGGCAAGCAGACCAGCAGCAGUCAACGGCUCAUGAUCUGGAUUAG
Salpingoeca rosetta is the source of this 702-nucleotide messenger RNA. RefSeq lists its product as uncharacterized. The record is from RefSeq and is a predicted model, not a curated record. The transcript is spliced from 2 exons. Bases 1 to 702 code for a protein of 233 amino acids. Lineage: Eukaryota; Choanoflagellata; Craspedida; Salpingoecidae.